Molecule: messenger RNA, 8062 nt
Organism: Siniperca chuatsi (mandarin fish)
Lineage: Eukaryota; Metazoa; Chordata; Actinopteri; Centrarchiformes; Sinipercidae
Gene: gfod1
Product: glucose-fructose oxidoreductase domain containing 1
Exons: 3
Coding region: 48-1235 (395 amino acids)
Molecular function (GO): nucleotide binding
Source: RefSeq, a predicted model, not a curated record
ACAAACUGAAAACAGAGAGAACCAGAUCAGACAUAUAAACCCGAGCCAUGCUUCCAGGGGUCGGCGUGUUCGGCACCAGCCUGACGGCCAGGGUGAUCAUCCCGCUGCUGAAGAAUGAGGGCUUCGCCGUCAAAGCUCUGUGGGGCCGGACGCAAGAGGAGGCGGAGGAGCUGGCCAAGGAGAUGAACGUACCGUUUUACACCAACCGGAUCGACGACGUGCUGCUGCAUCAGGAUGUGGAUCUGGUCUGCAUCAACCUGCCGCCGCCUCUGACGCGGCAGAUCGCAGUCAAAACACUGGGUAUUGGAAAGAACGUCAUCUGCGACCGGACAGCAACGCCUCUGGAUGCCUUCCGAAUGAUGUCAGCAGCCCAGUAUUACCCCAAGUUGCUGAGCAUUAUGGGAAAUGUGCUACGUUUCUUGCCGGCCUUCGUUCGAAUGAAGGAGUUGUUAGAAGAAGGGUACAUCGGGGAGCUUCUAGUCUGUGAGGCCCAGGUCCACAGUGGUAGUCUCCUGGGGAAGAAGUACAACUGGAGCUGUGAUGACCUGAUGGGAGGUGGUGGUCUGCAUUCGGUGGGCAGUUACAUCAUCGACCUGCUUACGUUUCUGACUGGUCAGCGUGCAGCAAAAGUCCAUGGCUUCCUCAAAACCUUCGUCAAACAAACGGAUCACAUCCGGGGCAUCCGUCAGAUCACCAGCGACGACUUCUGCACGUUCCAGAUGGUACUGGAGGGAGGCGCCUGCUGCACUGUCACGCUCAACUUCAAUGUGCCCGGUGAGUUUCGGCAGGAGGUGAUCGUUGUGGGGACGGUUGGGAGGUUAACGGUCAUGGGGACAGACCUGUAUGGACAGAAGAACAGCAGGGGCGGAGAAAGCAGUGGAGGUCCUGAACUCCUGCUCAAAGACACCACGCCUCUUGAGAAGGCUUCCUUACCGGAGAAGGCCUUCAGUGACAUUCCGUCCCCGUAUCUCACUGGAACGAUCCGCAUGAUUCAGGCUGUGCGGCAGGCCUUUCAAGACCAAGACGACAGGCGGACAUGGGACGGGAGGCCUCUGACAAUGGCUGCUACCUUUGAGGAUUGUCUUUAUGCUCUUUGUGUGGUGGAUACCAUCAAGAAAUCCAACCAGUGUGGAGAGUGGCAGAACAUUGUCGUGAUGACAGAGGAACCAGAGAUCAGCCCAGCCUAUUUGAUCAGUGAGGCCAUGCGGCGGAGUAGGAUGUCACUCUACUGUUAGCAUCCAGCUGAUGUGCCGACCUCAUCAAAAUGGCUGAACUCCUGUGUUACCAUAAAAACUGGAGGUGGCACCAGAAAAGCCUUGGUGUUGUUGGAACAUCAUUCAUACAGCUACCGGGUUCAGUUCUUACAUUCAUCACUGCUUCAUUUUAAUACUGUCAAAUCUGUAUUGUUACUGUUACAGACAGAGAGGUUACCCUGCCUCAGCAGUAGAGGAAAAGCAAUUUAUUUAUAAGGAAUCAUUUCCUGUUUUUUUCCUUUUGACAGAAGACUUGAGUCCUUCCAGGAAGAUGCACUUGUAAAUCAAACUGAUUCAUUCAACAGAAAGACAAGAUAAAUUCCUACAGUGGAGGCAGAUCAGGGAGUGAAACUAAUGCUAUUGUGUUCUGCUUCUCUUCUAUACGACUUGGUCUGGAAGACAACACCUUACGCUUUGGGUCCAAACGAGGACAGCCAAGGAAGAACGAUAGUCCUCUCAGUUAAAACUGUGCCGCUGUAUUGUUGCUAUAAUCUGAAGUACUUGUUAGUUUUACCAAGUGAAUGUUUAAAAGAAUCAGUAUGCCUGAUAGCUUCAGUCUCUGUCUGCUCUGUAUGUGUGAAACAACAAAGAAAAAAAAUCAAUAGUUUGGCUGGUGGGGUUUUCAGAGGGGUUUACCUUCUGGUUUAUGUAUGCAAUAUAUCCAGGCUGUAGUCUGCAGCAGAAAUACUUUUAUCUUCCAGCCUGGAGUAAAGGGUUAAAAUACACUAUGGUAUGCCUUUAUGCAGCUACAGUAGCCUGUGCAUUAGUUUGCGAGUCCUGUAUGAGUGGCCAGUGCAGUAAGACUUUGAUGUUCUUCUUAUUUAUUUCAUACUUUUUCUAUUGUCAUGAAGCAUGGCCAUGAAAUACACUGAAUUCUGUGUGGUGUGUGCAAAUCUGUACUGAGUCUUAAGUGUGGAUAUUAAUACAGUCUUGCACUAAGUUGCGAGUAAAUGCAGAGCAAUGUGGGGGUUUUAUCCUCAUAUUGCAAUGCAAUGGGUCACACCUGCAUCAAACUACCGUGAUUUAGCAUUUAGCAUGCCUUGUAAAGCUUCUUUAACAUGCACAGGUUUGUCAGCAUGUAUAACAUGCAAGUUCAGUUUGGACACACACCUUGCAGCCAAUUAACUGUGAAGCACAGUGUGGUAGAUAGUGGAAUAUAUUAGCAUUUCUUUCAGUUUCUGUUAGAGGUGUUAAAUGUUAAGGCUGGUAUUAUUCUGUUUUUCUUAGUGUCAGCAAAAAUCUAUGAAAAGACCAAAACAAACAACACGUUAAUCCGUGUCUCAAUUGUUUUUGACUUCCCCACUCUGUCUGUGGCACUCAGCCCCAAGCCUAAUGAUUCUUAUUAAAGAUGUAAAUCUUUAAAGCUGCACCAUCCAUAUAUAUUUUUUACAUUUUUAAUGGGUCAAAUAACUAUGUUUAAUAUGAAAGGUGUCACUCAUAGUGAUGAACCCAAAGAGAAUUAUUACCUGACUCUGCAGUUCCCCACAACUCAACUAACGUUUUAGUAUAUUUCAGCUUAUUGUUUUGGUUUUAUGGCCCACAACUUUGCUGUUUUGAUUCACUCUCACUGCUCUCAACCUCAUUUCCAGCUACAGCAAGCAGCUGUAUGAAGUGAAAAAGGUCUGAUAAACCCAUGGUAUACUACUUUACAGCACCAAAGACAGACAAAAUUAGCGAUCAGCCAGCGGACAUAAUGGAGCAUUUAGCAGCUAAAGAGCUGAAUAUUUCCCCUCAGGAAAAACAGAGCUAAAAGAGAAUGAAUUUUGGAUUUACAUUCAUCAGGUGGCCAGAAACAUGACUCCAAAUAAAUGCAUUUGUGGCUCUGUGUCUGCUACACGUGUAAACUGGCAAUUUUUUUGCUAUGCCAUGAUUGAUACAGGUCACAAAUAUAUAGCUUUGAUUAAAAAUAAAAAAAGACAAAUUUCCUAAAACAGCUGGGCAAUCAUUUUUAACUUAUGUUACUCAAUAAGGAAUGAAGAGAGCAUUUAUCAGGAGCUAUUUUCAGCUAUUGACUAAUGCACAUUCUCUGCUCUAGUAAGAAAAAUAGAGAGAGCCAAUGAAGAAGAACAAGAGCAAGAGUAAGACCAAAAGGAGGGAUUUGACAUAAGCAUCACAGUUUUAAAUCAUAUUGUGAUUCCAAUUGAAAUAGAUGUUUAGUGCGAUUUUAUGAUGUAUUGAGGGGAAGCUGAUCUGUGAUGCAUACAAAUUCACACCUAUGUAGGUUUUACAGUAUUUGGAUAUCAUUUUUGCCCUUCGUUGUGUUUUACUACGAAAGCUAAAAGAAACCAUUAGAAAGAAUUAGCAAAUACAGUUUGACUUAAGGUUUUAUUAUCAUUUUUUUGAUGCAUCUCUGUUCCCCUGUGUGGUUUCACUAUCUAUGUGCUGAAAUACUAUCUAUGUGACAACUACUGAAAAAGUACGUAUGAAAAUAUUCUAAAAAAACAAUAUGCAUUUGUCUAAAGGAAUAAACAACUGCUGUAUGUAUUUUAUUUGUAAAAAACAAGGAACUGGAACAUGUUUUGAUGUGUGUUAAGGUAUUUAUUCUUUGUUUUUGCUGUUGAAGUUUUGUGGACUGACCUGUGUAUUUUGGAGAUUAACAGACUGAGGCCUUGGAGCAUUUAGCUUCUUAUAGUUCCCCAUCUAUGGAUUAUUGACCAAAAUACUCUUCUUUUAACACUGUUAUGAAAAGCUUUAUGUUUGCUCUUUAGAUGUACCAUAAAUCAUCACAGUCAUAAUCAAAGAAAUCAUAGUACCUAACAGUAAUGUCUGACCCCGUUUAGUGUUUUCAUUUAACAUGUCACACCAUGGUUUGCUGAGGUCAGGACACAUUACAACCCAUGCUGUGGUGCGGUCAGGGACACAGAACUUUGUAACAUUUACUGAAGUUAGAAAUUUUAGGGAAAAAAAUCACCCCUGCUAACUAGUCUGCCUGAAAAAGCUCUGAGUCCGACAUUGAUAAGCUAUCACUCUUUAAGAUAACCCAAGUUAUAUUAUUGCCCCUUGUGUACCAAGCACCUUAUCAAAUCUGCAUAUAGACUUUCCCCCUUUGUCUGAUAACAGUUUUCAAAAUAUAAAUUCCUGAUUUAAACCUACACAAGAUGUUCAUAGGAAUUCCCUCUUCUUGUUUAGUUCAUUAUUUUUCCUCUGACAAAAAAUCUUUUAUGAUAAGCGGCAUGAAGGGUUAGCUGAAGAUUUAUCAGCGAGGAGGCCUGAAUUAAUGUCAUGAUUUAAACUCAAAUUUAGGUCAAAGCAACCUCAGUCAAAGGGCACUAAGCAGACAUUGGAAAGGGAGGUACUGUAUAGGAAAAAGGAAAUAGACAGAACUGAUCCACGAUCCACAGUUCCUACAUUUAAUCAUCACAAGGUUGUUUUCUUUCCCUCAUCAGGCCUGUAAACAUACUUUAUUACUGUCUGAUUUAUGGCUCUGUGCUGGAAUAGCCUCGGCUGUUAAGUCCUGUUGAGUCUGAUUUGGAUGUAAAUUAUUUCCCACUGGUUAACUGAUAGACGUGUACAAGGAAUUUAAGGUGAGAGACCGGAGUUUAAACCUGCAUCUAACAUUAGGCAAGCAAACAUGGCUUCUGUUAACUUUUAAUGAAAUCAAACUUGGUGGGUUUGCUUUGCUUCAAACAUAAAAUACUAAGUAACUUAUAUAAUUUAUAAGUGUAUUGAUUUAUGUGUUGAAUUGAAAGUGAAUGAAUUACAGUGAUGAUAGCAAGGAAAGCUGACUGGAAAUGCUUGCCAAGUUUGUACCCCGAAUCCCCCUUAAACCUUUAGAAUGGUUUAGUCCACUGGUAUAAUACCUUGCCUUCCACAGAAGAAAGAUCAUACCAUUAUGAUAUACAGGGUACACAAAACAAAUUGAAGGUUACCCUUUUGUUUCCAGUAGCUUCAUCAGUAGGAUCCAUUUCAUGACCUAGUUAUAGUAUGUAAUGUGGUACUGAUUACAGUCAAAAUUCAACAAAGUUCUGUGUAAUUUAGUAAGUCCAAUUAGCUGGGUUGAGUUUAUUGUUGAUUUCCAGAGAAAUGUCUUGAAAGAUUCCAUUCUUCAAAUACAUUGAAUUGUAUGUUUGUCGGUUGACAAAUUUUACAGGUUUGCAUGCUCAGUCUCAAGAUGACACUAUCUUAGAAUUAGGAAUUAACUGGAGGUGUACCAACUGAUCACUUUCUUUAUAAUUAGUACCAAAUUACACGGUUCUUUCCAGUAAACCUCCUAGACAACUGGUGAAAAAAUGUUUAAGAACCAACAGUGACUCAUAACAUGGCUUAACCAGGCCUUCUUGAGUUCUUUCAAGUGUCUGAAACGUGGAUUUACUCUCAGUUGUAUAGUUAUGCUAACUGGAGGUUUAUUCAUGUCCACACAGACCCGUCUUCCUCCAUGGAGACGCAAUUAGCAGCAACAGCUCAGCAGACACAUCUUCAGCCAGCUGCCCAUGCUAGCUCUGUGGUAAAUGUUUCAUUAGAAUCUGCUUCAAAUUAAGAUCACAAGACCAGAAGGCUUUUCAUUUCAGCCAGUGCAGAUACCUGGCAAACCACUGAAACGCAAUUUACUCUUUCUUUGGUGACAAUGAUGCUGACAAUGAUAGUGAUGCAGGGCCAAUAUUCUCACAUCACAACCUUAAUACUUAGAACUCUUUACUGCUUAUUAGUGAAGCAUCUGCAAAGGCUUGUUAGUGACAUCAACCCCAGCUAUGCGUAGGUUCAGACUCGUCUCUGCAUGGAGUUGCAAUGGGCAGCAGUCCAAAACAGAUGAGGCAAUAUCUGGGUUCGGAAGCUCUGAAUAUUUAAUUAGUGGAAUUUUAAUGAGUUGAUACAGUACAGUAUGAGGAUUUCAUACAUUUUAAAAACUAGUCAGCAGCAUCAAAUGUUCAUUUGGCUGAUUUUCUUAUGUUUUCUUUUAAUUGUUGAAUCACUGAAUAUUUCAGAAAUGUAUUUUUAUGCUUAUUGAAAAAAAUGUUCAGACAUCAAAUUGAUGUUGGGGGUUAUUAUGCUGGAUCACCAUUGCAACAAUGUGGACAGUGAAGCACGCUGUGCUUUAUGGACUCACUGAUCUAGAUUGUUUGUUGCCAAGAACUGUUUUUUUUUAUCAUUUAGCUUGCUGCUUGUUGCCGGUUAAGGACAAACCGGCUCUGUGCUUCAGAAAAAGGCAUUGCAGAAAAAUAAACAGAGGUGCCCCAGUUCCAACUUUGCACUUUGACUGCCUUGUUUGCCGACAGUCGUAAUUAUGAAUUGCUUGUUCGUACUUUGCCAGCAUUCACAAACUGUUCAGGAAAGGCUUUCCCGUAUUAAGGGAGAGAAGAGUGGAGGUGGGGGUGGAGGAGGUGGGGUAGGGUGAAAAUUGUUCAUUUUGGAGACGAACAACCUCAAAGAGGCACUUCUUCUGCCCUUGGAGGCCGUUACUUAGCAACCAGAAGCCACAUUGCCAAAACUAGGUCCUGUCUUGUUUUUUUCUCUCUCUUUUUCAUUUUCACUCACAUAGUAACAUUGAAAUUUAACAAUACUAACCUGACUUAUAUUACUUAUAUAUAUUACUUUUAUUUCAUGUAUCUAUUUCAUUGUCUAUUUUCUUCUAUUAACUAAUAUUGUUAAUCACAUUAUUUUGUUCAUGUAAUUCCUUUCAUUCAGUGUCUGUCAUAAUCGGAAUUGUGCUUUGGCACCACAUGUCAAAUGUCAUGCCAAUAAAGCCUAUUGAAUUGAAAUUGUAACACGCUACCCUCACUCCUCAAUAUGUCUACACACCUCUUUCUUUUACACGUUCUUCCUCCAUCUCUGCUCCUCUUUCUCUGACUGACUGGUCAAAGGAUGAGCUCUUAACAGGAGUUUUACAAUCAGUGUUGAGAAAGGUAACGUUUUUUUUUAAAUCUGCUAUUCAUGGAUCUGUCGUUUCACAUUUUUCACAGGAUAACUCUGAAGACCAGUUUCUCCUCUCUCUCUCUCUCUCUCUCUCUCUCUCUCUCUCUCUCUCUCUCUCUCUCUCUCAAUCCUUCUUUCUUUCUAUUGUGAGUCAGGUUGAAGCCUGGAGGACAAGCUCACUGGUGCUUCUUCAGACCUUCCGCCCCAAAACAUUUCCUCUUCUCUUCUCUUCUCUUCUCUCUCUCUCUCUUCUCUUCUCUUCUCUUCUCUUCUCUUCUCUUCUCUUCUCUUCUCUUCCCUCCACAUGCUUUUGGAGCCAGGACAGGAGUAACCUAGGCAACCCCUUUAAUAAAAACUAAUAACAGACAGGACACAGGUUCUGAAUGCCUUUCCUCAGCUGGUUUAUGAAUGCUGACUCCUGCCAUGUCUUGCUGUACCCUUAACUUGUUCAAAGAAAAACAAAUAUCCAUCUUGAUGCUGUAUUGUGACUAUAUCCAAUAUUUAUUGUUGUAUAGCCUAUGUAGGCCUAUAUUGUGCAUGGACCUCUGUACAUACUGUAGGUAAUUUGAGCUCACAAACGCAUAUUUAUGGGUCUUAAUCUAGAGAAUGUAGGAAUAAUUUAUAUUUUCUAUCUGUUAAGGAUGAUAUGCCCUUUUUAGGAGGUCAGUCGGUGUCACAGAAAUAAAAGCCCCCAUGAGUUCUCUGCUUGCUGUAAAGUGUGAUGGUGCACUUCCGUUAAAUGACCCUCUCUCCGCCCUCUUUCUUUUUUGAUUGUGACUCCUGUCUCAGUGUUUUACUGUCUCAUCUCCCUGCACCAGUGCUUAGCAUUGAUCGAAUGUGUGGGAUUUUGUGUGUGUGUGUGUGUGUGUGUGUGUGUCUGCAACAUGGUUUACGGCUUCAGCAUUUGUAAUGUGUAAUGCUGCAGUUUGUAUGGAAUAAAAAAAUAUGUACAUCCAUAA